Molecule: messenger RNA, 417 nt
Organism: Talaromyces proteolyticus
Lineage: Eukaryota; Fungi; Ascomycota; Eurotiomycetes; Eurotiales; Trichocomaceae
Exons: 3
Coding region: 1-417 (138 amino acids)
Source: RefSeq, a predicted model, not a curated record
AUGAUGAAUCUUUUGUGUUGUCUCGGUCUGUUUGCCACUACUACAUUGUCCCAGUCAGUGCAGAUUGGUUUGCCCAAAUUGGGAACCCAAGUGGCAGCAGGUUCGGAUCAGACUAUCCAAAUACAGCGUCCCGAUACAUUGACCGGUUCGAAUGAAAUUGCCAUUGUGAUUGGUAUUUCGCCAUGCCGAGAUGGGAAAUGCACUUCACCAGCUGACAGCAUGGGAACCAUUUUGUACAAGGGUGGAUAUGACCCGGAGUUCCACAACGGCGUCCAGCCUCCGUACCAAAACUUCACAGUCGAAGUCCCUAAAGACAUAUCGGGACUGGCUUUGAUUGGUGUAACGCAUUUGUCGCUUGUUGGAGCCAGCGCCUAUCCUUUAAUCCAGUUUCUCAAUCAGACCGUUACUGUCAUAUAA